Vigna radiata var. radiata (mung bean) is the source of this 728-nucleotide messenger RNA. Its product is annotated as transmembrane protein 230. The record is from RefSeq and is a predicted model, not a curated record. Lineage: Eukaryota; Viridiplantae; Streptophyta; Magnoliopsida; Fabales; Fabaceae. Bases 226 to 534 code for a protein of 102 amino acids. The transcript is spliced from 2 exons. Gene Ontology annotation, cellular component: endomembrane system.
CUGUUGGCUUGAUUUGAGCUUAGAUUAGGCAAAACGCAAUCAAAUGAAUGACCUUUCUGAAUAAUCCAUAGUCAAAUCUAUAAUCUCCCUUUCAAGAACACCUAACUUUUUAACUCUUCAAUUCAAGUGCAAGCAAAACCUGAAUCUUUCAUCGUCUCCAACCCUCUUCUUCACAAUCCAAACAUCUUCGUCCACCUCAAAGAAGCAACAACAGAGAUUGUAACAAUGUACGUGGAUCACGCCUUCUCGAUUUCGGACGAGGAUAUCAUGAUGGAAACCUCGUACACCGUCAACAACAAACCCCCCGUCAAGGAGAUCGCCCUUGCCGUCUCCCUCCUCGUCUGUGGCCUCCUCGGCAUCAUCAUCGGUUCCCUCAUGGCCUACAACCAUGUGGGCGGCGACACUGCUCACGGGGUCUUCUUUGCAAUACUUGGAGUAAUCUUGUUCAUACCGGGUUCCUACUACACGAGGAUUGCUUAUUAUGCUUACAAGGGAUACAAAGGGUUCUCUUUCUCUAACAUACCCCCCGUGUAGCUCUGCUGUCUAGAUAUCUCUCAUAGGUUCAAAUAGCCUCUUCAUGUACAGAUAUUCCCUGGUUAUGCUCUAUAAUAUUUCUUUCUUUUGUUUUUUUGUUUCUUUUGCUGACAAAUGACGAGUGUUCAGAUUGUAAUUUGUAGUUGCUCUAUAUGAUACACUGCCACUUUAUAUGGUUGAAGUUGUUUUCUGAA